AUGGAGCCCAUCGCUAUCGUUGGGCUGUCGUACAAGCUACCGGAAGGUGAUAAUGAGGAUCACAGCUUCUGGGACAAUCUUCAAAGAGGCAGAAGCCUCAGUCGUCCGUGGCCUAAGUCCCGAGGCAACAUCGAUGCAUUCUACAGCUCCAACGUAGCGAUGGAUAAUACGGUAUACUCCACGAAUGCUCACUUUGUCAAAGAAGAUCCUGCCGCCUUUGAUGCAGCCUUCUUCUCCAUAACCUCGAAAGAGGCCGCAUCGAUGGAUCCUCAACAGAGAUGGCUAUUGGAAACUUCAUACAAAGCACUGGAGAAUGCUGGAAUUCCACCAGAAACCCUUGCUGGAUCACAGACGGCAGUGUUCGCUGCUUCCAUGUCCGAUGACUACAGCAGAAUCUUGGCUAGAGACCCCGACGAAGCACCGACCAAUACCGCGACUGGUACCUCGCCUUCUAUUCUAGCCAAUAGGCUCAGCUGGUACUUCGACUUCAAAGGGCCUAGCAUCCAACUGAAUACGGCAUGCUCGACCAGCAUGAUUGCGAUGGAUUUGGCUUGUCAAUCGCUUCGUAGCGGCCAGAGCUCAAUGGCUCUUGUUGCCGGAGCAAACGUCCUCCUCAGCGUCGAAAUCUCACUCUACCUAUCGAACAUGCAGAUGCUCUCACCAGACGGCGUCUCCUACAGCUUCGAUCACCGUGCCAAUGGCUACGCCCGUGGAGAGGGUGCGGUAGUCCUGGUACUCAAGAGGCUUUCGGAUGCCAUUCGAGAUUCAGAUGUCAUACGUGCCGUAGUUCGGGCGACUGGCUCAAACCAGGAUGGACGCACACCAGGUAUCACGCAGCCCAGCGCGGAAUCGCAAGAGCAGUUGAUAAGACAAGUCUAUAAGAGCAGCAAUCUGGGAUUUGAGUCUACACGAUAUGUCGAAGCUCAUGGAACUGGUACCCAGCUCGGAGAUGCCACGGAGAUGAAGGCGAUAGGUAGGACCUUCCGGGCUAGCCGAUCACAAAAACACCCGCUAUAUGUUGGGUCCGUCAAAUCCAACAUAGGCCAUCUCGAAGGCUGUAGCGGACUAGCUGGAAUCCUCAAGUCUAUCAUGAUAUUGGAAAUGGGCGUCAUACCACCAAGCGCACUUUUCGAGAAGAUCAGUCCAAAGAUCAACGCCAAAAUCUACAAUGUUGAGGUACCCACGAAAUGCAUCCCAUGGCCGACCAAUGGGCUGCGUCGCAUCUCAGUCAACUCAUUCGGAUUCGGCGGUUCCAAUGGACAUGUCAUACUGGACGAUGCAUAUCACACUCUUGAGUCCAUGAACCUACAAAGCUUCCACAAUACAUUGGUUGCUUCGACUCUGCAGAAGUCACAAAUGAAUGGCAAUAUUCCAAAUGGAAACAUGAAUGGCACGAAUGGCAACGACCAUGCCAGCGAGUAUGGGGUGACCGCUGAUCCUGCUCAUAUGAAUGGCUCGACAACCGAGAGUACUACUCAGAGUGUCAAGGCACCGGAAGGGGGUGUUCAGCUACUCGUCUGGUCUGCAAGGGACGAAGCUGCGUUACGACUCGUGAUUAAGCAGUAUGCAGACUACUUCGACAAUCGCGUAUUAGGGCAUGAAGAGAAACUACGUCGCCUCGCCUAUACUCUGUCCUCUCGUAGGAGUGUCAUGACGUGGAGGGCAUACGCAGUCGUUGAUCCCAGCGAGAAGUUCACGACCAUCAGCGCUGCUACCUCGACCCUGAUACGUUCAGCCCGAGAGGCUGGCAUGGCGUGGAUAUUCACUGGUCAAGCAUACCUGGCCAAGGCUUCUCUCUCUGGAAAUGUCCACGUUGCUUGCGUCAACAGCCCUUUCAACGUAACAUUAUCUGGCGAUGAGGCCGAAAUCGACACGCUGAAAGAUCGGCUGGAUGAAGAUGGCAUAUUCGCGCAGAAACUGAGAACGGGCGUAGCUUACCAUUCUCCCGCUAUGCAUGCCAUUUCCGCGGAGUAUUACUCGUCGAUGGGUCCACUCGAACGAGGCCAGCAACAAAGCUCGAUCUUCAUGGUUUCUUCUGUGACUGGCACAGUAGUCGAUGCCGAUGCCUUGGUCACAGGUAGUUACUGGGUCGAUAAUCUUGUCUCCCCCGUCAGAUUUGCGGACGCCCUGCGACACCUUGCCGUAACAGCACCGAAGCUCGAUCGCAAUCACACUAUACAUGAUUAUGUCGAAAUCGGACCUCACGCAGCACUGAAGAGACCUUCCAACGAGACACUGGGUCAGUACGCGACCAAGAAGCAAGCUAGGUACAUGUCUUUGUUGUCGAAAUUCGAUUCUUCUCUCAGAUCGACCCUGAGGACAAUCGGGUGCUUGUUUACGCAUGGAUAUGCUCCGUCAAUUGAUGCGGCGAACCUACAAGAUGCUCAAAGGGAACGCCUGCAGAUCCUGGUUGACUUGCCUGAGUACCCUUUCGAUCGUUCGCAGACAUACUGGCACGAGACUCGACUUAGCCGAGACUGGCGGAUGCGCAACAACGCACCAAGAAGCGUUCUCGGCAUAUGUGCUACGGACUGGAAUCCUUCCGAGCCGCGAUGGCGAAAGAUGCUUAGUCUAGAAGAGACUCCUUGGCUUGCAGACCACGUCGUAGGUGACCAGGCGCUUUUCCCGGCUACAGGAAUGAUUAUGAUGGCUCUAGAAGCCGUAAAACAACACUUUCAGACCGACCAAGUCAUUUUGGGCUACAAUAUCAAGGAAGCAACAUUCAUGAAUCCCAUCGUCGUUAGCUCUGAGCCUACGAGCAAGACCGAAGUGGUGACUCAGCUACGCCCGCUUCGUCAGGACUACGAGAAGACGUCGACACGUUCAGAAGUUCGUAUUUUCGCUCGAUCAGACAGCGAGUGGAUUGAGUGUGUCCGAGCUGAAGUGCAUGUGGAAUACGAGGAGACUGCCACAGAAGUAGAUUGUGGUCUUGAGGCGAGAGCUCACGCUAAAUCAUUGCUCGAUAGCUACGUUGCCGCGGAACAACAAUGCAUGCUUCCUAUAAGCAAGACGGACUUCUACGACUGGCACAAGAACCAGGGCCUCAAAUACGGCGAAGCGUUCGCGUUGGCAGACAAGAUCCGCUGGGAUGGGCACGAGCUCGGUAUUGCGAGCGUCGACGUCAGCGCAUCCAUGUAUUCUUACGAAGGGGUGGUGCACCCAGCAGUACUUGAUGCAGCUUGCCAAGUCUGCUUUACUGCUCCGUCUACUGGCAUGUCAGACAAGCUACCGACAAUUAUUCCUCACAAAGUUUAUGAUACCUGGAUAUCAGCAUCUGGGUGGCAACACCCUCAAACUCGCCACAUCAGAAUGCUCACAACGUCAAGAUUCAAGAAGACAAUCAAAGGCAUCGAGAGCUCUUUUACAGCGCUCGCAGAUGACGGAUCCCCGCUUUGCCAUGUAUCGCGUCUAGAGAUGUCGCCAGUGCUCGGUGCUGAAACGAAGAACGAAGUGGAAAGGAAGCUGCUACAUGGCUUUGAUUGGAAGCCCCAGCUAUCGCUCAUGAAGCCAAGCCAGCUUCAGGCGUAUUGUGAAGCUGAUUAUUUCGCAGAUGAUGAGUCAACGCAAGUCGACUUCAUCAUCGAACUUGAGCAGACGAUUCGCGCCGUUGUUCACCGCAACCUCGACCGACUGGAAGACACGGACUGGUCUACAGCACCAACACACAUGAAAAAAUAUCUGUCAUGGCUCAAGCUACACCUUGAGCACGUACCGAUACUGUCGCAAAAAGAGCUCACGGAUGAAGAGCUGAACAAGAAGCUCAAUCAUCUGAGUAUGCAAUUCCCGGACUGGAGAAUGUUCAUCGAGAUAGCAGAGCACAUUGUCCCCAUCGUACGCGGCGACAUCAAUGCGCUCGAACUGCUUUUCUCCACGACCCUCGCCCAAGACAUAUACAAAGCCAUGUUCGCGCCAGUGUACAAUGACAAAUUCAUCUCGUACCUCAGCCUAGUGGCGCACGAGAACCCAACACAGAAGAUCCUUGAGGUUGGUUCAGGGACAGGCGCUAUGACGGAACACAUUAUUUCCACUCUUCGCGACGUCGAGAACCGCACUGGCGGUACCGCAUUCUCUAGCUACACCUACACCGACGUCUCCCCAGGCUUCUUCGAGAAGGCACGCGAAAAGUUCUCUCAUAGCCAAGAUCGCAUGAUCUUCAAGACGUUUGAUAUCGAAAGCGACGUAACGAAGCAAGGCUUCCAAUCUGGUACCUACGACGUAAUCCUCGCCGGCAGUGUCAUCCACGCCACGAAGAACCUCGCCGCCACGCUCCAGAACCUCAAGCGUGCAUUGAAGCCAGGAGGCAAACUCAUUUUCCAUGAGACUACAGCGCCAGACUGCUUCCUCAUGAACUUUGGCUUUGGCAUACUGCCUGGCUGGUGGCUCAGCGAAGAGAAGUUCCGUACUUCCGGACCUACCAUCACAGAACCGGAGUGGGAUCGCUUGCUACGGGAAAACGGGUUCUCGGGCAACGACUUCGUUAUUCGCGAUUAUGAGGAGCCUGCUGCGCAUCAAUGCAGUGUGAUAUUCUCCACAGCCGUCGAAGACCUUCAGCCCUCACAUAAAGGUGGCAGAAUACUGUUCGUUGUCAACGAUGCCAACCAGUCUCACUAUGGUUUGGGCACCCAACUCUUGCAGCAAAAGCCCGGAACAUCCCGUACGACGACAAGAAUAUGCCUAUUCACACAGGUUGGCGUUGCCGAAGUGUCGAAAGAAGAUAUCGUCGUCUUUCUCGCUGAUAUAAGUGGGGAUAUCCUGAUGUCCACAUCGACUGAAGCAUUUCAGCUCAUUCGGGAAUGGGUGCAUGUAUCCGAGAAUCUCUUGUGGGUCUCUUCUGCUAUGCUCCCCAACAACACCGACUGCUCUCCUUAUCCUUGUGCUAGUCUCAAGGAUGGCUUUCUUCGGGCCAUGCGGCUAGAGUUCGCUAACAAGCGUAUCGUAACGCUCUCGAUUGAGGAUACGGUCCGCGAUUGGAUCAGCGGAUGCAACGCCAUCUGGGAUGUACUUGACGUAAUGUCCUCAGCGCAGUCGCCGGAACUCGAGUACGUGCUACGCGACGGCCACAUGAUGACCGGACGGCUCGUAGAAGAGAGGGAUCUGAACAUGGACUUGAACUCAAUGGUCAAGCCACAGAUGCGGACAGAGCCCUGGCUUCCCGGUCCACCACUCAAGAUCGAGAUUGGAAGCAGAGGCUCUCUUGAAACAUUGCAUUUCGCAGAAGACACUGAACAUCAUGCUCCCCUCGGAGACCGAGAGGUCGAAAUUGAAGCCAAAGCGUGGGGCCUGAAUUUCCGCGAUAUGUUCCAGGCGCUCGGUCGACUGGAAGAAGAUACCUUCGGCUCUGACUGUGCUGGUGUAGUCACGCGCGUAGGCUCCGCCUGUACACGUAUUCAACCAGGAGACCGAGUCUGCAUUUGCGGUGUUGGGUGCAUGCGAAUGUUUCCUCGCGCCGACGAAUGGGCUACCGUUGAGAUUCCAGAGGCCGUCUCGUUCGAAGAAGCGUGCGCAGUACUAAACUGUGGCAUAACAGCCUAUUACUCCCUGGCCGAAGUUGCGAGAUUGCAAAAAGGAGAAAAGAUUCUGAUUCAUGCUGCAUCUGGUGCGACUGGUCAGCUUGCUAUCCAGAUCGCCAAAUUGAUAGGCGCUGAAAUAUUCGUGACCGUAGGCUUCGACUUCAAGAAGCAGCAUCUCAUCGACCUGUAUGGGAUCCCUUCCGACCACAUUUUUUACAGUCGAAACACGACUUUCGCGAGAGGAAUCAUGCGUCUCACAAAUGGGUACGGCGUUGACGUCGUGUUGAAUUCUCUUGUGGGAGAGGGGCUGCGUGCCUCGUGGGAAUGCGUCGCACCAUAUGGCAGGUUUGUUGAGAUUGGCAAAGCUGACAUCAACGCCAAUUCUUCACUCCCAAUGGCGGCUUUUGCGAACAAUGUCUCGUUCUUCGCGGUCGAUCUGCGCCAUAUUGCUUUGAAUCGCAAGCAAAUGGGACGGGACUUGCUCCACAAGACGAUGGAUCUCGUCGGAGAAGGGAACAUACACUGUCCGAGGCCAUUGAACCUUUUCCCGGUGUCAGACGUUGAGGGCGCGUUCAGAUAUCUCCAGAGCGGGAAGAAUACUGGACGCAUCAUCAUCCAAAUCGAUCCUUCUGCAAAAGUGCAGAAACGCGUUCUCCGCCGUCGAUCGUGGCAAUUCGACCAGAACGCCAGCUAUAUCGUUGCCGGAGGACUGGGUGGCAUCGGGAGAUCUAUACUCAAAUGGAUGGCCUCUAGGGGCGCGCGACAUCUGAUCGUACCAUCAAGAUCUGGUGCUUCUUCGGGAGCAGCUGCUGAACUGGUGAGCGAACUAGCGGAGCGAGGCAUCAACGACGCGACAUUCGACAACAUGAGUCACACUCAGUGGGUUCAGACUAUCCGUUCCAAAGCCCACACUUCAUGGAACCUCCACACCGUGCUUCCUCGCGAUCUGGAUUUCUUCAUCAUGUUAUCGUCGGUGGCAGGCGUCGCAGGCAACAUCGGUCAGUCCAACUAUGCAGCAGGCUGCACCUUCCAAGAUGCACUCGCACGUCAUCGAGUCCAGCACCAGCAGCGCGCAACGUCCAUUGACCUGGGUGUCAUGCGCACCAUUGGCAUCGUCGCGGAGACUGAACGCUUACACGAGAACUUCAAAAAGUCCGGGAGUCUCGGCCAGAUUGAGGAGGAUGAGUUCCUGGCACUGUUGACCAUAUACUGCGACCCAAAGCGUGCCAAUAUGCCGCACACGAUAGGCGAAAGUCAAAUUGCCAUGGGUCUGGUAACUCCUGUCGAUCUGCUGGAGCGCAAUUUGGAACCCGCUGAGGUGUUGCAGCGCCCACUCUUCGCAUCUUUCUCUCGAGCCCGUGGCACGAACCAGGCCAACACACAGAGCAGCGUCAGUGCUGCCACGCUGUUCAAUCUUGCGGAGGACGAUGAGCAGCGAGUAGCAGUAGUCCUCGAGGCGCUGGCGCGCAAGCUCGCCCGCGCACUGUCCAUCCCUCCAGAGGAGAUUGACGUCAAUAAACCCCUUCACGCUUUCGGGGUGGAUUCACUUGUCGCAGUCGAGCUGCGCAACUGGAUUGGCAAGGAGUUUGCUGCGGACAUUGCGGUUUUCGAUAUCAUGCGCGGUAGGACCGUGGCCGCAAUCGGGGAGCUGAUCACGAAGAUGAGUCAACUCAAGCGGACGAAGAAAACUGUGGCCAGUCUUGAGGCAGAUGCAUGA
Molecule: messenger RNA, 7227 nt
Organism: Alternaria infectoria
Lineage: Eukaryota; Fungi; Ascomycota; Dothideomycetes; Pleosporales; Pleosporaceae
Product: Type I Iterative PKS
Exons: 7
Coding region: 1-7227 (2408 amino acids)
Biological process (GO): secondary metabolite biosynthetic process; fatty acid biosynthetic process
Molecular function (GO): phosphopantetheine binding; 3-oxoacyl-[acyl-carrier-protein] synthase activity; oxidoreductase activity
Source: RefSeq, a predicted model, not a curated record